Molecule: messenger RNA, 995 nt
Organism: Cydia splendana
Lineage: Eukaryota; Metazoa; Arthropoda; Insecta; Lepidoptera; Tortricidae
Gene: Blos1
Product: biogenesis of lysosome-related organelles complex 1 subunit 1
Exons: 4
Coding region: 97-489 (130 amino acids)
Biological process (GO): endosomal transport
Cellular component (GO): BLOC-1 complex
Source: RefSeq, a predicted model, not a curated record
UUCUUGCAGUUUAAUUCGUCUCAGAGUGAACACCAAGUGUACACUUAGAUCCAAAUUCUGACAGGAAUGCAAUACUGAAUACGUUUAAACAGAAUCAUGUUGUCCUCGCUAAUUAAAGAACAUCAAACUAAACAAGCAGCGAAGAGAGUCAUACAAGAACAAAAACGCAAGGAAUGUAUAGCUGCAGCUAAUGAUCUAACACAAGCUUUAGUUGAUCAUCUCAAUGUUGGUGUUGCUCAAGCUUACUUAAAUCAAAAGAAGCUGGAUGCCGAAGCAAAAUUAUUACAUCAAGGAGCCAUUAAUUUCUCAAAACAGACUCAACAGUGGUUGGCGUUGGUUGAGAACUUCAGUAGUGCACUAAAAGAGAUUGGUGAUGUAGAGAACUGGGCCCGCAGCAUUGAGAAUGAUAUGAAAAUUGUUACCGACACACUAGAGAAUGCUUACAAAAUGGCUCAAGAACAGCCAAGCACUACACAAAACAACCAAUAAGCUAAUGUUUACCUUGUGAUGAUUAGUAAUUGUUAUCAAAAUUCAGUUUAUUUGAUUUCAUAUCAUAAGAAAUGCAACCAUGUUUCCUUUACUAUUUAAUUCAAAUUCAACUGCCAAUUUUUGAAGUGAAAACUUCUUUAGCGGCGCUGUGCACUUUUUGUGGUGGGGAAAAAAUGUUAAACUCGCGACAGGUCACGUGACCGACAGAUUCGACAAAUUGAAAACUCGUAAGACGGACACGUAACCAGGGGGCCGAUUUUUGAAAUUCGACCACUCGAUUUCGUGUAUUUCGUUAAAUGAUAUCUCCACUACUAGGCGUUUAAAUUAUACUAUUAGAAUUGAAAUCGAGUGGUCAAUACCACUACAUUCCAAAUUUUGAUCGCUCGUAUUUCAAAAAUUUGCAUUUAGCCGUUUUCCUCCGAUUUUCGAGUGACGAAAUCGAGCGAUCGAAAUUCAAUAAUCGGCCACCUGAUCGAAAAACUUUUAAGCCCCCUCCAGACUAUGCA